Messenger RNA from Alternaria hordeiaustralica, 7707 nucleotides. RefSeq lists its product as uncharacterized. The coding region runs from base 1 to 7707 and encodes 2568 amino acids. The record is from RefSeq and is a predicted model, not a curated record. The transcript is spliced from 3 exons. Lineage: Eukaryota; Fungi; Ascomycota; Dothideomycetes; Pleosporales; Pleosporaceae.
AUGGCAAAUGCUGGCAAACCUACAGCGGAUGAAGCCCCAGCUCCGAUGCGGUAUGACACUCUUGAAGCUCACCCGCCGAUGCCAACGAUAAAUGCCCCAAAGCCGACGCCGAGUCAAAAGACUGGGAAGACCUUGCUAUCUGGUACGGAGGCGACGCAUCAUCAUCAAUCUCUAGAUGAUAUCGUAGACACCAAAUCCGUGACGAGCUACGCAGUCACCGUAAAAGACUUGGACGGAAAAGGCAUCGAUCUACCGCCUCCUCCAAAAGCUGCUACCUGCGACAAAGACUUCGAGUGCCCAUACUGUUGGAUCGUCUGCCCUGCACGAUAUGGCAAAGGCCGAGCAUGGAAAACACAUCUGCUACAAGACCUCCAGCCGUACAUUUGUACACACCGAGACUGCGAGAGUUCCGAACUGCUCUUCCGUAGUCGUCGGGAGUGGGCGGAACACGAAGCGACUCAUCGCAAACUAUGGCGCUGCCCUGAGCACGUGAACGCCCUAUACAACACCCAAGCUGGUCUUGAGAAUCACCUUCGGCAGGAACAUAUCGGCAGCUUUCCCGAAGAUCAGAUAGCUAUCAUGGCUAAGAUUGGAGAGACCAUAGCUGUGGACUCGCGGGAGAAGUGCCCGAUUUGUUUCGUUUCCACGGCUACUGAAGGUUUGGGCGACCUGCAGAGCCACAUUGCUAAUCAUUUGGAGCGCCUUGCUACCUUUGCACUGCCUCAUGGUAGAGAAGACGACGAAGACGGUGCAAGCAGUGUGGCAAGCCGUGGGAGCUCCAAUUCUCAGUCUUUGCCCGAGUCGAUAAGUACCGGUUCAAGCAAUGAGAUGGUCGCGCUUAACCGAGAUCUGGAAACUGAACAGCCAGUUGAGACGGAGCUCAAUGAGGAAGACCGCCUGCUGCUACAACUCAAGGAAGAGGAGCAAUUGCCAUGGAAGGAGGUCGCAGCGCGCUUCCACGAGACCUUUGGCAGGCAGUACGAAAUACCAGCGAUGCAGAAGCGUCGUAAGCAACUGAGAGACGAGAGGUUCAAGCGAGAUCUUGAGUCUGUGAUUAAUGAGGAAGAUCUCCUACUACUACAGCUAGGGGACACAGAGAACGUGUCUUGGGAGGAUAUCGCAGCGCGCUUCCAGAAAGCCUUUGGCAAAGAGUACAUAACACCCAGAUUCCAGUCUCGAAUUGAGCGACUAUACAAGGGGCCGAGGAAGCAGUCACUCCAGUCAGUGGGGACCAGCCCAGAUUUGCUGUCCGCAGAGAUGCUACAGCAACUUCCAGACGAAAGUCAAAAUCGAUUGGCAAUGUUUUCAAAUCAAGUGGACGACCUGGACGACUCGGAAGACGAGCUACCCGAAAAUGAACAGACUGAUGAGAACAUAUUGCCCGAGCACCAGAAACAUCUGGAAGAACGGGAGGCGUUUAGACAACACGUCUCAUCGUUACCAGGAGUUCUAUCGGUACGAUUCUAUCGCGGCUACGGCUCAUGGACUGGCCUUAUCACGUUCGCCGAUGAUCUGGUGGGCGGACAAGCAACUGCGCUGUUUGACGCUCAACGAUUCCCCAACGUUGUGUUCAAGAGUAAAAAGAACAAAAGCAAGUGGACAUUUACCAGAAUCGCUGGCACAAGCAAGAAGGACGGUUCCUUCGUCCGCCAGCCAACGGUGGAUACACAGACCACUGAAGAAGCCGAGAUUCUUCCAUCCGGGUCCGACACGUAUGACGAAGAAGACGAAGAAUCAAGCAAACAACCAAUCAUCACGACUGCCGAGAUCCCUACGCUACGCUCGCUUUAUCAGUCCAGGCGGCUGUUGCAGCGCGAUCAAAGCUUUGCGCCAAACGAUGCUUACAAUCAGAUGAUCUCGUUCUGUCAUUACGACCUAACGAGAUUGAAGGUGGAUGCCAUCGUCAGCAAUGCUUCAGGUAACUUCCAAGCCAAUCCUGAUCCAGAUUCUCUGCAUCACUCUAUCUAUAAAGCCGGCGGUUCAGGUCUCAGAGAAGAGGCGAGAUCGAAAGCCAAGGUCAAAGUGGGCCAGGUCGAGCUCACACACGGCCACAAUCUUCCAAGCUCAUGGGUAAUUCAUGCAGCUGCACCAGGAUAUACAGGCCGCAAAGGAGUUGGCCAAUUCAACGUUCUUUCCGAGUGCUAUCGGAGUGCCAUGAGAAUGGCGGCUACCUACGAGUUCAAGACAAUUGCCUUUCCUUGCCUGGGUACUGGGGGUUGCAUGUUCCCUGCACGUGUCGCUGCACGCAUAGCGCUACAAGAGAUAAGGGAAUACCUGGAUUCGCAUCCUACACAUCGACCCGAGCGCAUCAUCUUCUGCGUACGGGCAGCAGUCGAUGAGAAGGCGUAUACCGACUUCUUACCGGUAUUCUUCCCACCCACACAUGGAGACUUGGACAGAGCAAGAACUUCAGACUGGUCCGCGAAUCGUGCUGCGCUGGCAGCUCAGGUACUAGAGGCACGUACGCAACUUCAAAAUGCAUUGACUGCAAUCACUGUCACCUACGACUUUGGCACGCAAAGUACGGUCUGUGCUCACGACAUGCGCAGGAUCGACUCUAUGCUGAGUUCGAUCCGCAAAUAUCUCUUAGGGUCUAAAGAGCUCAAGCGCAGUCUGGGCGAUCUCAACUUACUAUGUUCCGUCAUUCUUACGGCAUGUGCUGACAUCAUGGAUAUGGCCGAGCGAGCACGUAAACAGGGGCCUGCUGGGAAUCCGCAGUCUAUCUGGACCGAAGCCAACACCGAUAUACGAGCCAAGCAUGGAUUUGAGCUUACGAGUGUCUUUGACUACAGCUGGAUCUUCGCCAACAGCUUAGAAGAGGUCCUAAUACUUGGCAAAGCAGAACCAGAUGCGAUGGGAAGAGCGCGUCAGAUCUUGGAGACCUAUGGUGUCAAGCAGAAGGGCCAAGAUGCCGAAGGUAUCCGCGACCACCUGGAUGAGGUGCUGUACGUGCGUGAGGCUGAACGGCCUACCCCCAAAAUUCGCGGACUCAUCCAAAUUCAUCAAAUACCCCCCGUAGCGAGGCUCUACAUACUGGGCCAACUGGAAGCGAAGCCCACCAUGGCGAAACCGUCCACGCUAUUCAACCACACUGUCUGCCUACUGAGAGAGGACAUCACAAGACUGGAAGUCGACAUCGUGGUAAACUCAACCGACCCAAGCUUCUCCGGCAUGGGCACUCUAGAUCGCAGCAUCUUCAAGAAAGGAGGUGAUGAGUUGCGCUCGGAAGUCUCAACCUUCGGCAAAUGUGAAGAAGGCGACGUCAAAGCAACUGCCGGAUACCUUCUCCCAGCCAAACAUAUCCUCCAUGUCGUUCCGCCUGGAGUGUUUAGAAGCGAUACCAAGAACAUUUUGAGGAACAUCUACCGAGCAGUCUUGCAUGAUGCCGUACUCAUGAGGGCAACUUCCAUUGCGAUACCGAGUAUCGGAACCGGCAUGCGGAAUUACCCGCGGCGCGACUGCGCGUCGUUGGCGAUGGAGGAAGUGAAACGCUUUCUGGAAUCCGCUGAACCGGGUAAUGGGCUUGAUAAGAUCAUAUUCGUUGUCUUCUCUUCCAAUGACGAGUUCGUCUACAAGAGCCUUUUGCCGGUCUACUUUCCGCCAACGAAGGGUAACACAUCGCCUACUAUCGUGGCGAAACAGCCUGCGCAGGUCGAGGGAAGCUCUUCUUCGUCAUUACCGGUUCCCACGGAUCCGCCCUCUCUGCCGGUUGCUGGAACGGAGGCCUCCCCCAAGGUGGCCUCUGCCCUCAACUUCGCAAUGACGGAACCUAUGGGUCAAGCCGCGGCCAACACCGAGGUCAGAUCCGGCAAGCAGCCAGUAAAGUCACGGGCCUGGAAUGACGAUGAAGCCAAAACUUUGAUGGACUUCGAACUACAUGUCGGAACUUGCAAAGUGUGCGAAACCGGUCUCUAUGAGAGGACCCAAAGGCUCUGCGAGCCCGGCUUCCACUUCGCCCAAGCUGUCCUGCAGCGAACAGAGAUGUCUGAAGAUGCGCUUGUGUAUAGCAAAGCGGACGAGCAGGGUGAAAGAGAACAGCUGGAGAUACCAGUGGAACGAUUGCCCAGCUCGAUGCUGUUACUCUCUACCGUUGCAAAAGGCGGACGUUAUGUCUUCGAGGAUACAUCCACUCAAGUCACAAAGUCUGACACGACGGACUCUGAUGCGCUUUUGUCGGAGCACUCUACGGUACCAAAUGACCCGGACAAUAUUGCUCAGGCUACAGAACAACCAGCGGUAGUCCGAGUGGAAGUCUUAUCCCCGCGUACCGAUAGUGGAGACUGGUUCUACUCAUGGGUUCGAGUCUUCAAGAGCAACAUCGAGAUGUACUCUGGGGAUUAUGAUCCUGAUCCAUACGGAGAAUCUACUGGACAUAUGCCGUAUGCGUCCAUAGAUUUUACCGAUACCACCACAAACGUGGACGGCGGCAAAGGCAACAUUGUGUCUUUGUGGACUGUACCGCGAGGACCAGAUCAAGGAGAAACAUGGCAUUUCCGUAGCUCUGAAGUUGCUGAUUCGAUCGCGCUUUUGGAACUUUUCAAACGGGCCAUCAAUCGUGGUCGCCAGGAGCGGGAGAAGAAGAUAACAGCGGAGGUUGAGGAGACAACGGGCCCGGAAGCGACGGUUUCCUCGGAAAGCGAACGAGAUGUUCUUGAAGAUCCAUCUGCUGGGAUUAACAAGCCCAGUACUGCGAAGCUCGACGACCAAGUCCAGAAAGACGACAAGGCGGCCUACUUUUCGGAAGCCGAAGAUGCGGAUGCUGUCGUACCAGAUGCGGGGCCACGUGCUGUGAUCCGUGUCGAGACUCUCGCGAAGUCGCGCGGAGCUUCCGAUUGGCCGAACGCCAUUCUAUACGUCUAUGAGGGCAAGAUUGUUGUGGAACUUGAGAAUAACGAUGGCCCAGACCGACCAUAUACGACAAUAGACCUCACGAGUGGUAUUCCACAUCUGGGCCGCCGACGUGGGGAUCCUGGAAUCGGCCAUGUGGAUACGGCGUGUCUACGGGUGACAAGCAGGGGAGACUGGGAAGAGGGAGGCUGGGAAAGUACAUGGUACUUUCGCAGCCACGGAGAGUCUGAUACAGACGCAAUGUUCAAUGUCCUUCAGGAAGCCGUCGAUCGCAAUAUGAAAGUGGAGCAGAAAACGGCGUCUACUGAGGUGGAAGAAACGACAAACCCGGGGCCAACAACUGCGCCGAUUGCACAGCGCGAGGAAACUGGGGAUGCUUUCGAUGCAUCAUCUUAUCCCGAAUGGAACCAAAGAUUACGCGACAUCAAAGAUCAAGCCGAUGACAAACACCGCACCAGAGAAGAAACCGUUCCAGCAUACGACGCGCCAGGAGAUAGUACAUCCAACUCGGGCAGUGCGUCAGCAGAUUCGGAGCCAGAGUCAGGACAACCUAGUCUAGACGCACGUAUCCUUGCUUACCUCGACAAUGAUCUCAAUACCCGAUCUGGCUUGUACACCUCGUACAUAGGUCAGAACUUCAAGGAGAUCGCUUCUGCAUUCGAAAACCGGCACGCUACGUCCAUCGCUCGGGCUUUGCGAAGGCUAGCUGCAAAAAGAAUAGUUCAUAACACUGUUGAUGAUGAGACAUGGGUUAUCUCGAAACCAUACACCAAGCUUCGUACAUCAGAUCAAGAGGACCAACCAGAGAAACCAAGCGAGACUGGUACAGAUGCUCUCGCUGAUCAAGUCUUGAUUUACAUGAAUCGUGUAGGCGGUAGAACACUGCUCGUUUCCAUGGUCAAGAAGUUUCAAACUUCUACUGACGCAUUAUGGCCUGCGAUUAGGUACCUAAAAACCAGCGAAUUCAUCUCUAGUCAGGCUCGCGAUCAGAUCUGGAUUUUGACCGACAAGGGUAGAACAAGAGUACGUGAGUUACAGGCGAAAUCAGCAGAAGCAGGAAACGACAUCGCGCAAGUUACUGGAUCGACCCCGGGUGCGACACCUAGCCCAUCUAGCUACUGGUCUAUCUCCGAAUUACAGGAUUUCGAAAUCAAUGUUGCACGCUUUGGCACGGACUGGACAGCAAUGGCGAAUCACAUGGUUACAAAAACACCUACUAUGCUCAAGAACAACUACCUACAUCUUGUGGAAAUUGGAAACCCGGAAUUGGAGCAGUCAGCAAAAGAGACAGAUGCUCGAAACGCUCUCGCUUCUCAACAACUUGCUACGGAGUCGCUCGAGUCCAUGGAACAGCCCGCCUCAGAUGAGGGCAACGCUACUGCUGAAGAGCGCGAUGAUUCCAAAGCUCAGCCAGAGAAAGCUUCCAACCAGGAUGAGGACACAUCAAACACCUUAGCCGACCGUGCUUUAUCUUACCUGAGAAGCCUGUCUGGAGUGAGCGAAAACAUAUCAGAUCUCGCGACUGCAUUUGAUACUCCGGUCGCUGAGCUUCAACCAGUACUCAAACAGUUGAGAUCUGAUGGGUUGGUGCAUAAUACGGGGGAUAAUUCGACUUGGGCUGCGGCAAUCUCAACUCGUCAUUUUCGUCCACAAUCGACUCGCGCGAAUCCCGCGCCCCAUUCUCGAAUUGCAAAGUCAGGUGUCUUGCCGCGUUCUGGUGGUGGUGGUGGCUACAACAUUUAUCCAUGCCCGAACUGGCAAAAGCAAGGCCACCCCUCAGUCUACGACUUUGUUGACAGAAAGGAUCAGAUGUGCGCUCAUUGCGUUCAAGCUCAGAAACGGGAAGAUACGAGCACGGAGAGCGCCACACAUGAUGAUAGCACUUCAAAAACCCACAUUCAGCCGACCGGUUUAGGGUCUUCGAUCAUGGACGCUGCAGUUACUAGCGGAAAUUCGAGUCCGGUCGACGAAAGCGUCCUUACAAUUGAGGACUGGGUCAAGCGAGCGGAAGAGUUACAGGCAAAGGACUCCCAGGUCCUGCAGAAACCUCCAGAGGAGAGUCGUUUCGUGUUUCCAGGGGAGACUCAAUCCCUGUUCGCCGAACGAGGCAGCGACUCAGGCGAAGACUCACAGAUGGGACGGUCAGAUCGUGAUGAGUUUGUAGAGAGCGUUGAGAGCAGGGCCAGGGCAGAAAGACACGCAGGAUUGAGUGACUGGGAAACCGAAGAAGAUACGGAUACAGAUGAUGCAAUGGUCAUGAACUUUUCGCAAAAGAAGAAGAAGAACUUACCGGGCUCAAUCCAUGUCAAGCGCAGCAAGAGUCACAGCCAAAGCCAAAACGUCGAGGCAGAAGAUAGCAAUUCCGAUGCCAACAUUCUCGAUCUCAACGUUGCUUCACUCGAGAAGGGAGGGAAUGAUCGCAAAACCCUGAACUCCAAGCGCGGGUUGCUCUACGAGGAGGAGGCAGCAGCAGAGAAGCGCCUGGCUGCGGAGCACUACGCUGUCGAGGUCCGCGACCCAUCAUCACAGGACAUCCGUGAGCACCGGUCGUCUGGCCACUACCACUCUGAAGAGCCAAAAGAGUUCACACCAAAAUCUCCUACUACAAACCGAGCUUCCAGUUGGAGAGACGGCAGGGGCGCAAAAGAGAGGGAACGAACCAAGUCCAGCAAAUCACUAGCAGAUGACAUCCGAGAAGACACGGAACCAGGCACAGCGAGUAGGUUGAGACGAAUGAAGAGUGCAAGGGAAAGGAGACACAAAGAACCGAGCAAGGCAAAAAAGAACGAUAUCGACGACGAACUGGAGGACUACGAUGGACAAGAGGAGGACUUUGUGGACAAUGAGGCUCCACACUAG